Pezoporus occidentalis (night parrot) is the source of this 687-nucleotide messenger RNA. RefSeq names its product neuropeptide Y (gene NPY). Gene Ontology annotation, molecular function: neuropeptide hormone activity; neuropeptide Y receptor binding. Lineage: Eukaryota; Metazoa; Chordata; Aves; Psittaciformes; Psittacidae. The record is from RefSeq and is a predicted model, not a curated record. Gene Ontology annotation, biological process: feeding behavior; neuropeptide signaling pathway. The transcript has 4 exons. Gene Ontology annotation, cellular component: extracellular region. Bases 194 to 487 code for a protein of 97 amino acids.
CUGGGGCAGGCGGAGCGGGGCGGGGGAGAGGGGGUCGGAGCCGGCGAGGCGUGAUCGCCCGAAGCCCCUCCCGCCUGCGGGGAAGCCUUAAAACACCCCGGCGAAGAGCAGAGCCUCGCACUCGGGAGCCCCGACCCACGGGCGGAAAGAAGCGCCUCUCUGAGCCGAGAGCCGCUCCGCUGCAGCCGCCGCCAUGCAGGGCACUGUGAGGCUGUGGGUGUCGGUGCUGACUUUCGCCCUGUCGCUGCUGGUCUGCCUGGGGACGCUGGCAGAGGCGUACCCCUCCAAACCGGACAGCCCCGGCGAGGACGCUCCCGCAGAGGACAUGGCCAGAUACUACUCGGCGCUGAGGCACUACAUCAACCUCAUCACCAGGCAGAGAUAUGGAAAGAGAUCAAGCCCAGAGACACUGAUCUCAGACCUCUUGUUGAGGGAAAGCACAGAAAACAUUCCUAGAUCCAGGUUUGAAGACCCUUCGAUGUGGUGAUGGGAUUUUCAGCACUCCGUCAAAACUUUUCCUAGUUUUCACUUCAUACAGCACACCUAUGAAGCAAAUCAUAGCGUCAUUCCCAGUGCAUGCAACCAUUGUACUGAAUUCUGUAGAGUUUUUCCUUCAUCAUAUUUGUAUAUACCUUUAUUUAAAUAAAUUAUUGUGCAUUCCAAAAUAUAACAUCCUAAAUGAAAACA